Messenger RNA from Spathaspora passalidarum NRRL Y-27907, 435 nucleotides. It is a transcript of the gene TOM22, whose product is annotated as Tom22p. Gene Ontology annotation, cellular component: mitochondrial outer membrane. The record is from RefSeq and is a predicted model, not a curated record. NCBI's taxonomy places the organism in Eukaryota, Fungi, Ascomycota, Pichiomycetes, Serinales, Debaryomycetaceae. Bases 1 to 435 code for a protein of 144 amino acids. The transcript has a single exon. Gene Ontology annotation, biological process: intracellular protein transport.
AUGGUCAAAUUAACUCAAAUCGACGACGAAACCCAAGCCCAAUUCGAAGAAAAGCCAGCCAGCACUUCCAUAGUUGACAGUGAAGAAGAAUCCGAAUCUGAAUCCGACGAUGAAUUCGAUGAUGACUACGAUUUUGAAAAUGAAACUAUUUACGACAGAAUUGUUGCUUUGAAGGAUAUAAUUGCUCCUGAACAACGUGAACAACUUGUUUCCGUCACCGAAACCAUAAAAUCCACUGUUAAUGCCACCUUAAACAAUGGUGGUAAGUUCUUGUGGACUUUGACCUCCUCCGCCUUAUUAUUAGGUGUUCCAUUGGCCUUGGCUAUUUUAUCCGAAACCCAAUUACAAGAAAUGGAAAAGGAUUUGUCCUUGCAACAAUCGGCCCAAGAUGUGUUGGCUCCUGGUUCUGAAGCCGCCUUUUCCGAAAAGAAGUAA